AAUGGCAUCGCAGUCAGAGAGAGGAGCUGAAGAGCCCAAACUUGAAGAAAAUGAAGACACCGUGUUGUCUAUGGUUGAAGUGUUGCAGGAAAGUGAAGAUCUAGAGGAAGAAGCUACAGCUGUACUAGGAGACAGUGACGAUAGAUGCUGCACUUACCCUUUGGGUUACAGAGAAAGGCAAGCUUUGUAUGCUUGCACAACAUGCACACCAGCUGGUGAUGGUCAGCCAGCAGGAGUGUGCCUUGCAUGUAGCUACGAGUGCCACGAGGGACAUCAGAUGUAUGAACUUUACACAAAAAGAAACUUCAGAUGUGACUGUGGGAAUAGCAAGUUUGGAUCAAUGACAUGUAAGCUCAUUGCAAAUAAAGCAGAUACCAACCCGGACAACAAAUACAACCAGAACUUCCGCGGUGUUUACUGCAUAUGCAGCAGACCUUACCCAGACCCCGAGGAUGAGAUUGAAGAUGAGAUGAUCCAGUGUGUUGUGUGUGAAGAUUGGUUUCAUGGAAGGCACCUUGGUGGAGUAAGUGUCCCAGACAGUAAUGACUUUCAGGAGAUGGUGUGUGGCCGAUGUAUGGAGGGGUCCUGCCAUUUCCUAUGGUACUACAAUAUCACCAGUAAAGAAGUGAAAUUAGAGACCGAGGACUCAUCGGCUGUUGUGGAAGUGGAGGAAGACUUAAAGACUGAGCCACAACAAGAAAUUAGCCAGGAGGACCAGAAAAAAAAUCCUGUGAGUAGUGACGCCAAACCUGUAGCAAUAAAUACAGCGAGUAACGGCUCAGAAAGCAACAUCCUGCCUGAUAACUCUAGUAACGUCAACUCAUCAACCUCGGCUGUAGCUGAAGCUCUCCCAACAACUACCGAACAAACAAUCAAGACUCAAGCCUCUACUUCUUCAGAGACCUCGCCCCAAGAGAAGCUCUCCACAACCCAUGCCGGGACCUCUGGUGAAGAGAGUAAAGCGCAGCUGAAUGGGCGAAGCGACGCAGAGGAUAAAUCUGUGGAUAGCUGUAAGCUGAAUGAGCUGAAACGGCGAGAGAUUGUCAAGAAGGGACAUGCCACUUUCUGGCCCAGCGGCUGGAGAAGUAAACUGUGUACAUGUCUGGAGUGCAAGAAAUUGUAUGAGAGGGAGCAGAUAUCCUUCUUACUGGAUGAAUUUGAUACGGUAUCGGCCUACGAGGAACGAGGCAAAGUAAAACAUGCUGGCUCAUCUCAAUACCAGAGGGGCAUGGAUGCCCUGACUACAUUGAAUCGCGUGCAACAAGUGGAAGUACUUCACGGAUACAAUGAUCUGAAGACAUCUCUGAAUGACUAUCUCCAGAGUUUUGCUUCUGAGGGCAAGGUGGUCAAAAGACAAGAUAUUGAUGACUUCUUUUCUGACAUGCAAUCUCGCAAGAAGCAACGUGUUGGCGAUUCAGGUAUCCAGCACUUCUGCAGAUGAUAGGAUCAACCGUUGACAUUCUUCAACCACCUCGACGAACACUGCUAUGUUAUUUAUAUUUUGUUGGUGACUGAUGGCAUUUUGAGGCUACAAUCUGUCCCGUGACCAUGAUGAUUGACACAAUCGUCAGAUAUUAAUUUUUGUUUUUUUGUUUUUAAGUUCAAUUCACCAGGGUCUCAUUUUAUAGAGCUGCUUAAGCACAACAAAAUUAUGCUUACCGGUGUGGCGGUUUCAGUCUUCCGCCGUGUUCAAUUUUCCGGGACUCAGUACAGCACUAACAUUUGACUACUUUCGCUUGCUGUGCGCAGGCGUCGCAUGACGUAAUGUUACUGUAUUUGGUCAUUCGGAAAACUGAACACGGCGGAAAGUUGAAACCGCUUCACCGGAAUCAGGAAACCAGCCAAGUUACCAUUCCAAAUCUAUGACUUGUGACUGGUAUCCUGCUCAUGUAUGCUAAGCGGAAAAUUGUUGCUCCUUAAGCAGCUCUAUGAAAUUGUGCUGGUGUUUAAAACACAGCUAGCCGGUCUGCUAAUUUUUGUUUAAUUUACAAAAUCUUAAGUAAUAUAUGGAGCAAGUCCGUGGUUCACUGCUUCAAGUACAGAUAAAGAACAAACAGAUAAAGAACAAAUUAGCACGUGUUACCCUAAUCUGAUACAGCAAUGGGUGAUGGCCAUUUUAGUAUUUAUUUACGCCAACAAAGGCCAUUUUGAAAUAUUUCAGUUGAUGCGACUUGGCAUGAGAUAUCAUUGGCUAAUGCUACUGAGUACUCUUCUUCAGCUGCAGUUGUAGUUUUGGAGGCAGUCUGAAUUUAACAUGGUGUAUUCUGCACUUGUUUGUUCUUGGGGAAAAAAUAAUGUGCAAUUUUAAAGGCUAAAACAAAAUUAGCUGUUGCAAAUUGCUUACCAAUCAAAAGGACAUUGGUAUAAAUGCACAAAAUAGUUAAUGGCCUGAUAAUCCGACCCUAGCAAAGUCUUUCUUCUAUUCAAAAGGUGAUAAGGAAAAACUACUUUUUUGGCGAUUUGAAAUAUCUUUCCACCUUCCUCAAAAGUAAAAUUUUCUUCUCUUUGAAAGAAUUACCUCGUCUUGAAUUUGAAGAAGAUUUUGAUUUUGAAAAACACUUUGCUUUUUUAAUUUAGCAGGAAUAAACAUGAACCAUGUGUGGGAUAGAACGAGGGUAGUUUCCCUACAGUAGUGAAGUGUAGUACUUUUUAUUAUCAGGAAAAACAUGAAUGAAAAGGGUAUUUGAGUUUUCAGUGAUUCUUAAAAACUAUAAAACAAAGACUGUAGUCAAAAGUGGACCUUUAUUCACAGCUCAAAUCACUGUUCCUAAUUGUUAUUCUUUUCCUUUGCUAUUGCUUAAGUUGAGUUUUGUUUUUGCGCAAGUUAAAACUAAUGUGUUGUUUAUUAUCUGUUUUACAACUCUUGUAACAGCAUCAAUGCUGGUUAAAAAUGUUGAGUUCAAAAAUAUUCUAUGUAGGCAUAAAACUUAACCAACUUUCAGUUGUGUUUUGAUUUAAUAGUAAAGCUACUGCUUGCUCUCGAGCAUUAAAAGUUUAUAAAAAAACAUGUGAAUCCAUUGUGCUAUUUUUCAUG
Asterias rubens (European starfish) is the source of this 3034-nucleotide messenger RNA. RefSeq names its product putative E3 ubiquitin-protein ligase UBR7. The coding region runs from base 2 to 1441 and encodes 479 amino acids. The transcript has 11 exons. NCBI's taxonomy places the organism in Eukaryota, Metazoa, Echinodermata, Asteroidea, Forcipulatida, Asteriidae. The record is from RefSeq and is a predicted model, not a curated record. Gene Ontology annotation, cellular component: cytoplasm. Gene Ontology annotation, molecular function: zinc ion binding; ubiquitin protein ligase activity.